UCUUUUCUGUUAUUGUUUGCGCGUGAGUAGUUGAAAAAUGUGACUUACUUCUGUCUGUCAAAUUCGGCAAAGAAACAUUUCACUUUACUCAUUUACAUUUCUCAAUCAUCAGACGUUGAGGAAAGAAAAGAUUUGGCAGAAUAAUAAAUAUCAUCGUGUAGGUCUGUCGGAUUGACCGUCAUCUUGUGAUGAUGGAAAAGAUAGUUAAGGAUGUUGGUGAUAUUCAGUCCAGACUGAUUGAUCACAGGCCAGUCCUGCAGGGAGAAAUCAGAUACUUCAUCAGGGAGUUUGAGGAGAAGCGUGCUUUCAGAGAAUGCCGUCUGCUUGAAAAUCUGAAUAAGAUGACGUCGGACACAAAUGAACAUGAUCUGCCACGGUGCUCUGAGAGUAUGCAUGAGAAACUAUGUGAUGCUCUCACACGACUUGAAGCAGGGAAUCAUAUGGCCCAGAGGAUCCAGCAGAGGGAGCUAGAGGCUGAACAGAACACACAUCUGCAGGUGUGUGCGGAGAGGCGGAAGCAGGACUGGAAGGAGUUCCUUAAAGAGCAGUCUCGGCUGAAGGAGGAGGUGGAUGAGGAGCACGUUAAAGCUGUGGGCCGACUCAGUGCUCUAUACAAUGACAUGAAAAAAGACCUGGACAAAUACAGCAGCUUCUGAACCUUAAUGAACUCUUAUGUGUGUUUUACUUAUGACAUAUUAAUGUAGUCCAAUUAUUUCCUUUUUCCAAUUAGUUGACACUGUUGAUGAUGACAAUAAAGAAAUAUAUUAUACACAA
Molecule: messenger RNA, 774 nt
Organism: Cyprinus carpio (common carp)
Lineage: Eukaryota; Metazoa; Chordata; Actinopteri; Cypriniformes; Cyprinidae
Product: biogenesis of lysosome-related organelles complex 1 subunit 5-like
Cellular component (GO): transport vesicle; BLOC-1 complex
Source: RefSeq, a predicted model, not a curated record